CCCAAACCAAGGCCACGCUCGACGAGCUGCUUUGUCUCCGCCGCCGCCGACGACGAGCACCACACCCGCAGCCGCAGAUCUGAGAGAGCGAGCGAUCGAGCGAGAGAGAGAGAGUGAGAGUGAGAUCGGCGAAGAUGGCAGGGAGGCUGACCGCGAUGGGGUCCCGCGUCCUGGGCGGCCACGGCGCGGCCGCGCGCGCCGCCGCCUCCGCGCUCCGCAACCGCGCCGGCAUGGGCCUCCCCGCCGGCAGGCACAUCGUCCCCAACAAGCCCCUGCCGGAGAACGACGAGCUGGUGUGGGACAACGGCACGCCCUUCCCGGAGCCCUGCAUCGACCGCCUCGCCCCUCACAUUGGCAAGUAUGAGGCCCUGGCGUGGCUAUGCGGAGGGCUGAGCUUCUUUGCAGUUCUUGGCUUGGCUGCCGUUGUGAAUGACAAGGCUUCCAAGAUUCCAUAUACUCCAAAAGUCUACCCGUUCGACAAUUUGAGAGUGGAACUUGGUGAUAGAUCAUAGAAGACUAGCUUCUCCUCUUCAAGUGUUGCAAGGAACUGAACUUGUGUGCCUCCUUUCGGCGGAAAAAGCAGGGAAAUCUUGCUGCUUAUGAUCGGUUAUGUUGUUGUUUUUCAUGUUAUGUAAACAAUGAUCAUGUAAUGUGCUGAAACGAGACGAGUGAUCUCAGUUUGCGCAGAUAUCAUGCAACGAUCCAUGUAAUAAACAAAUAUUGGUUAUCUUGUUGAUUUCAGAUCUAUUUGCUA
This is a messenger RNA of Lolium rigidum, 754 nucleotides long. Its product is annotated as NADH dehydrogenase [ubiquinone] 1 beta subcomplex subunit 8, mitochondrial-like. Lineage: Eukaryota; Viridiplantae; Streptophyta; Magnoliopsida; Poales; Poaceae. Bases 135 to 512 code for a protein of 125 amino acids. The transcript has 4 exons. The record is from RefSeq and is a predicted model, not a curated record.